AUGCCCAGUUCGCCAGCCGCCGCCUCGACUGCCUUUGACCUGGAUACACAGCUCCGCCGACCGCCAGAGCCCAAGAAGCGACCUCACCCUGAUCAGCUACACCACUUCCGUCCUCCUCCGCCGCCUCCGCUGCGCCCACCCACCUCGUCGCCCAGCACUACGACCACCCCUCCGCCCAUCGACACCCUCUCCUCUGCAUCCCUACCACCGCCUCCUCGUCCGCCCGUCUUCCAGUCCGUGUCCAGCGACGCCCUUGACGCGCCCUCUCUACGCAAGAAGCCGCGUCUCCUCCCGCGUCACGAGCGCUUUACCUUCUCCGGCCCUUCUGUCAACCGCCUGCAGCCCCCAUCGCCGCUGUUCUUCUCAAAUUCUCCGCGGCCGCGUCCGCACCUGCCACCGCGCUUCACCUCGUUCGAGGCAGGGGCCACAAUGCUGACAAAGGCCAAUGGCGAGGACAGCCAUGUCAAGACCGUGACACUUGCACGCGGCACCAUCUCCAACUCGCUGCGCCGCUCCAUCGACCGCUCUAGUGCCGGUCGCAGUGCUUCGCCCGAUCUGCGUGCUGACGUCUCGCUCAAUUCUAUCGGCAUCCUCGAGCUUCUCGACCAUGACGACCGUCCUGCUUUGAUAUUGGAUCUGGCGGACGGUACAAACAACACAGAGCUGUCACUACGACCUGUCUUCACAAACAGGUCUUUGCGCUCAAGUCCGGAUCUCAUCAACGCCCUUACGGGCACUGCCCGAGAUCACGAUGACGCCGCAUUUGCACAGUUCAAGGCAUGGGCACUUGGCUCACAAGUCAAUGGUGAACCUCUCAGUGUGCCACUACCAACACACGACUAUGCUGGUAUAAGCUGGUUUUGUUCGACGCUGCGCAAGAGGCUACGAAUCAUCAGCGGCGCAUCGGCUGCCACGACCUCCAACGGCGCUUUGGCUACGUCUGCAAGUCGCAACUCUUCAAGCUCGACCUCAACAUCAGCCAUGUCUAUAUCACAACCCUCUUCCUCCUUGCCCAUCUCUGGUUCAGCCCUAUCUGCAACUGUAGAAGAGCCUGAUGACUAUUUCGGGAGUGCAGCACCCGCUCCGACCUCAGCUCCUGCUCCAGCAGAGAUCUCUCCCUCUAUCAUUCCUUCUACCGAAGUAGUUGACGACAAGGCUCGACCAAUCUCAUCAUCGUCUCUUUCACUUAGCUCUCGCAAGAAUUCGUCCCCUGGUCUUCAUGAUACCACAUCACUCGACACGCAUCCUUCUUUCGUCAACGAGCAAGUACUUUGCGCCCAAACUGCGGGCAACGUUGACUGGUUCGAUAGUUCGUCGAGUGCUUUCUGCCAGGAAGGCCCCUCUUUCGACUGGACCCGCUUGCCCAUAAGCGAUUCGAUGCCUCCACAUAUCAAAUUUGCACGCAGCAUCGAAUGGGAGAAGACUCCAUUAGGCUCGAUCGAAAGCUGGUCAUCAGACUUGCGCCAAAUGUGCAACCUGAUCAUGGCCAGCCCUCAUCCGGCUGCUAUGUAUUGGGGUCCAGAACUGGUCGCCAUCUACAAUGAAGCUUAUGUCAUGCUAGCUGGUCAGAAGCACCCGGCUCUUAUGGGCCAACGUUAUGCGGACGCAUGGUCUGAGAUAUGGGCAGAUGUCAAGGACGUGUUUGCCAAUGCGAUGCACACUGGUGAAGCAACCAUGAAAGACGACGACCGGUUGUUCAUCAUGCGCAACGACUAUCUUGAAGAAACAUACUUUUCUUGGUCUAUAAUUCCCAUGGUUGGUGGUGACGGCAGCGUCAUGGGCUUAUAUAACCCUGCUUUCGAGAAGACGAGACGGAAGCUUGCUGAGAGACGCAUGAUAACCCUUCGUGAGAUCGGUGAGCGUACCGCCCCCGCCAGAGAUGUCAGAGGUUUCUACGCGGAGGUCAUCGCCGCCUUGGAUUUGAACGAACACGACACACCUUUUGCCAUGCUCUAUUCUGUUCAGGAUGAGACUGACAGCGAUGCAUCGUCCAUCCAUUCUAGCAGCGUCAUGACUAACAGACAAUGCGUUCUAGAAGGCACUUUGGGCGUACCUGAGGACCAUCCCGCAGCUGUCUCAUGUUUUGACCUCAAAACCGGCAUGGAAGGACUCGGCCCGGUUUUCCGUGAAGUCAUGAAGACUGACAAGCCUGUUCUUCUUGAAGUCGGCACAAAGGAUCUUCCAGCUCACCUGUUGGAAGGCCUUGGUGGGAGAGGCUACGAUGAUUCCUGCCGAAAUGUUGUAAUUUGUCCUAUACACCCUACAACUGGAGAGGCUGUGCUUGGAUUCUUGGUCAUGGGCGUCAAUCCUCGAAGACCGUACGACGAAGAUUACAGCUUGUUCAUACAACUGCUCAACAGACAGCUUGCGACCUCUCUGGCUUCUGUUGUUUUGUUCGAAGAGGAAAUCCGACGAGGUCAAAGAGCGGCGAAGCUUGCCGCUCUCGACAGGAUGGAGCUCUCGGAACAACUGGCGGCACGCACCCAGGAAGCCAUCGAGAGCGAGACGAAGUUUACUCGGAUGGCGGAGUUUGCCCCUGUCGGCAUGUUCAUAGCCAAUUCUGAAGGUACCAUCACCUACUGUAACGAUACGUGGUUCGAGAUAUCUCGGGUUUCCAGGGACGAAAACACUCCAGACCAUCACUGGAUGGAUGCUGUUAAUGACGAGGACCGUGAAUUUAUCAACAAACUAUGGCAUGAUCUCAUCAUUGAAAAGAAACCACAAACCGGUACCUUCCGAUUCAAGUCCAAAUGGCAUGGUUCUGAAGGACUAGAGGGUGAUCGAUGGGUGCUCUUCUCUGCUUAUCCAGAAAAAUAUGAUGAUGGGAAACUCAAGAGCGUUUUCGGCAGUCUCACUGACAUCAGCAAGCAGAAAUGGGCUGAAGGGUUCCAGAAACGCAAGAUGGAAGAGGCCGUGGAGCUCAAGAGGCAACAAGAAAACUUCAUUGACAUCACUUCUCACGAGAUGCGCAAUCCACUCUCGGCGAUCCUGCAGUGCGCUGACGAGAUAAAUACAACCAUGAGUCGGCUUAAAGACGGCCUCAGCGGCCAAGCAUCUUUAACUAUUGAUGGUAUCCUCUCUAGCACAGUAGACUCGGCACAAACUAUUGCUCUUUGUGCACAACAUCAAAAACGGAUUGUCGACGAUAUCCUGACUUUGAGUAAGCUUGAUUCGCAGCUACUACUGGUCACUCCUGUGGACGCGCAGCCUCUUACAGUAGCGCAACGUGCGUUGAAGAUGCACGAAGGCGAGCUUCAGACUGCCGAUAUUCAACUGAAAUUCGUCGUCGAUGAGUCGUAUAAGAAGCUCGGCAUUGAUUGGGUAAAGUUCGAUCCUUCGCGCGUCUUGCAAGUAUUGAUCAAUCUUACCACCAAUGCGAUCAAGUUCACGACAACAGAGAAGAAACGUACGAUUACUGUCACACUAGCAGCCUCGACAAAACGUUUCUCUGAACUGGAGAAUCGUGUGGUCAACUAUUUCCCCACGCGUAACAAACAUUCGGAUCUUACCAAAGAGAAGGAUUGGGGUGAUGGCGAAGAAGUAUACAUCCACUUUGCCGUUCAGGACACUGGCCGCGGACUCAAUGAACAAGAAAAGAAGAUGCUCUUUCUACGCUUCUCGCAAGCCUCUCCUCGAACUCACGUGCAAUAUGGCGGUUCUGGACUUGGUCUCUUUAUAAGCAGAGAGCUCACAGAAUUGCAGGGUGGCGAGAUUGGUGUAGCCAGCGAGUUCGGUGUGGGCUCUACCUUUGCUUUCUGGGUCAAGGCAAAGCGAAGCAGUGCUCCACCCGAAGCGGAAGGCCUCAAUCGACCUGCUGUUCGCGCUGCUAGUGAUGCAACUGGCAGGAAGAUACCAUCCAUGGUCAACGCCAAGGCUGGCGGUAUGGACGCAAGGCCCAUCAGAGUUCUCAUCGUAGAGGACAACAUUGUAAACGCGAGGGUUCUCUCCAAACAACUCAAAAAUCUGGGUUGUGUCGUGCAUGUCGCGAAUCAUGGCGGAGAGGCUCUAGACAUCCUUCGCAAGUCUACCUACUGGAAUCACGAGGCAGACACCGAGCACGCCACUCCCGAAUCUGAACGAAUAGGAUUGAGCGUUGUCCUCAUGGACCAAGAGAUGCCUAUCAUGGAUGGGCUGACCUGUACGAGAAAGAUUCGAGAAUUCGAAAGGGAGGGAAAGUUUGUUCGCCAUGUACCCGUCAUUGCAGUAACGGCCAAUGCUCGGAACGAACAGAUUGAGACGGCAAUGAAUGCCGGCAUGGACUCUGUCAUGGCCAAACCGUUCCGGAUCCCAGAGUUGAUGCCCAAGAUCAAUGAGCUUAUGGCCAAAUAUCCGGAAGACUGA
Molecule: messenger RNA, 4341 nt
Organism: Aureobasidium namibiae CBS 147.97
Lineage: Eukaryota; Fungi; Ascomycota; Dothideomycetes; Dothideales; Saccotheciaceae
Exons: 9
Coding region: 1-4341 (1446 amino acids)
Biological process (GO): phosphorelay signal transduction system; phosphorylation
Molecular function (GO): phosphorelay sensor kinase activity
Source: RefSeq, a predicted model, not a curated record